Messenger RNA from Closterium sp. NIES-67, 3922 nucleotides. NCBI's taxonomy places the organism in Eukaryota, Viridiplantae, Streptophyta, Zygnematophyceae, Desmidiales, Closteriaceae. The record is from the annotation of a GenBank genome assembly.
AAGCCUAUUGUGAUUAUAACAAGUGGUAUCAGAGCCCCUUGGAGCCUUCUCGACCAUGCCUAGACCUGAGGAAGGGGGUGGCAGAGGUGCUGGAGGCAGAGAAGACGCCCAAGCACAAGGUCAACACCAAGAUCCACCCAUUGCUCCGGUGCAACCUAGCCUUGGACCCUCUAGGGAUGAGCCUAGAGUGUUUGGCCUUGACAAGUUCAACGGUGACAACUUUGCUGAGUGGUCCUUCAAGAUGGAGAACAUCUUUGACCACUAUGAUCUGCUGGAGGUGAUGGAAGGAACGGAGAAGCGCCCCGAGAACGACCCGGAGAAGAGCCCGUGGGUGCGGAAGAGCGCACAAGGCUACCUUCUACUUGGGCAAGCGUUGGGGAGCAGCCAAAUCCGUCACAUCAAGCCUUUUCAGCGUGAACCAGCAAAGGGACCAAAGGCAUGGGCUGUUCUCAAGGGUGUACAUGCUCCUGCAACAGCAGCGGUAGCUGUAGUUUUGGAGCGGCAAAUGGCAGCACUUCGAAUUGACGAAGGCGAACCGGUGGAGGAAGGAGUACAGAAAUUCUUCGACUUGUUGACACGGCUCGAAGGAGCUGAGCUAAACUACAGUGACCUUCAAAAGAAGACCAAGCUGCUGGCCUUACUUCUGGACUCAUGGUCCUCGCUCAUCAUGAACCUUAAUCGAGAUCUGCCCCGUCUCUCACUCGAAGAUGUGAAGCGGGAAAUCUUACAAGAAGAUUUCCGCCGUCGCGAAUUGGCGGGUCCCGAUGGUGCCGGAGUUGCAAGCAUGGGCCGUGGGCACGGCCGUGGAAGAGGCAGAGGGCGAGGAGAAAGAUUUGGCAGCAGUAACUUCAAUGGAGGCCGUGGUAAUGGAGGAUAUGGCAGCAACAACAACAAUGGCUACGGGCGUGGGCGCGGUCGAUUUGAUGGCGAAUGCCAUUUUUGUCACAAGACCGGCCACAUGUGGAGAGAUUGCUUCAGAUUGCCUGAUGGAUGGACCCCUUCUCAAGGCCAAGAGGGCAGAGGAGCAAGGGGAGGAAGAGGCAGAGGUCGUGGAGGCCGUGGUGGCCGUGGAGGCGAAGCGGCAAGCAUGAAAGGUGGAGACUACGACAAGGACUCGAGUGAAGAUCGAUACCCGGGCCAAUUCUUCUUUGUCUCCACGCAAGCGGCAGCUGCAGCAGGAGGUGUGGAAGGCUUUGAGGAGCCAGCAACUGUGGGAAAGGUCACCCUUCACUCUCUGGACUUUUGGGUGAUCGAUAGCGGCGCCACCUACAGCAUGACACCUCGUGCGGACUUGCUCACCGAACUCGAACCGUCGCCGGUGAAGCAUGUUACAUCGGCUUUGGGGCAGCGAGCAGAGGUGAAAGGCAUGGGCAAGGCCAUGUUCAAGGGUGCUGAUGGGAAGAUGGUGGGCCUCAAGAACGUGCUUUGGGUGCCCAACCUUGCAGCCAACCUGAUUUCCGUUCGGCGUUUGCAAAAGGCCGGCAUGGACACAUCUUCCAAGGGCUCCAAAACAUAUACCGCGAGGCUUGGUGAGCGGAAGCUUUGGGACCUUCAUGAGGACAGGGACAUCUACAAUGAGAUGUGGCAAAUCCCAGUGGUCCCCAUGCCUAAGGGGAGGCAAGUGGCAGCAAGCGUCAGCACCAAGAGUGAAGCGGUUGGUGGCGGUGAUCACGGAAAACAAAGUGACACCAAGAGUGACUCGAAGGAGUGCAACCUUGGAGAGACCAGCAAGGCGUGUGAACCCAAGGAGAGUGGUGCAGCAGCCAAAGGUGGUGGAAAUGAGGAGGAGAAGCCUAAGAUCAGCAAAGCAGCAGCGGCGAAGGAGAAAGGAGAGAGCUUGUGGGGCACGAUUGCGAGUGCCGCUUUCUCCAACCCGACUUCCGCUACGGGAGAGUGUGAUUGGCUGACCUUGCAUCGGCGAAUGGGGCAUGUGGCAUUGCCCAUUUUGCAGCAGAUUGUUAAGCAAGAGAUGGUCAGUGGGAUACGUGUCAAGGGGGAGCCCAAUGAGGUGCUUGGCUGUCCAACAUGCAUGCAAGCCAAGUUCACCCGCUACCCGUUCCAUAGCUCGGAGACAACGGCGAAGGCACCACUUGAUGAGGUGGUGAUGGAUGUGGUGGGCCCCUUGAAGCUUGGAGCUGCUGGAGCUGAGUACUUUCUCACCAUUGUGGACGUCUACACUCGCAUGACUUGGGUGUAUGUGCUGCCCAAGAAGAGUGACGUAGCUGAAACUGUGAAGACCGAUUGGUUGCCGAUGGUGGAGCGGCAACAAGACCGACUUGUGAAGGCGAUUCGCACUGACCGUGGGGGAGAGUUCCUGAGCAAGGAUUUCUCAACUUGGCUGAAGAAGCAGGGCAUAAGGCACUCUCUUACCAUGCCCUACUCUCCUGCAAUGAACGGCAUCGCCGAGCGUGCGAAUCGGACACUCACGGAGACGGCUCGGGGACUUCUCAUUGAAGCCGGUCUUCCCAAUUACUUUUGGCCGGAUGCGGUGCGGCAUGCUUGUGUGGCCAAGAACAGAGCCUUGACUCAUGUGGGAGAAGACAAAUGGGUGCCCUAUGUGGAGUGGAUUGGAAGGAAGCCGAAGGUGGAUAUGCUUCGGGUGUUCGGGUGCAUAUGCAUGGCACUUGUGCCUAAGAAACUUCGGCACAACAAGCUUGAUGCCAAGGCAACAUGGGCCGUGCACCUGGGCAUGGCUCAAAACAGCAAGGGAUGGCUUCUUUGGGACCCAUUUACCAAGAAGUUCCUGGUGAGCAGAGAUUGCAAGUUCAUGGAGAACUUACCGUACAAGGAGUGGAAGGCGGAGAACCAAGCGAAGAUUGGUGUGCGGCUCAGAGAGGUGAAGAGUACCGGCUUGGAGCAUGUGGAGCUGCCCUUGGAGCUGAGUAGCAGCAGCACUAUUACAAGGCAAUCUCCUCAAAUGAAUGGGGGAGAAGAGGAGGAGGAGGUGCAGCAAGGUGAUGAGCGUGCACCGGCACUUCCGCCUCGUGCUACAAGUGCUCGUGGGAACCGACCAGAUUUACCGCAACGCCAUGAGAGCAUUCAAGUCCCUGCAGCAGAGGAGGAAGGAAGGGGGAGAAGGAGGACUCAGCCCCCUAAUAGGUUGAGCUAUGACCGGCUUGGAGGACCAGCCAACUCAACCUUGACCGGUUCGGCUCUCAUGCUAGGCGAUGAUGCGGAAGAUGAAAGCGAGGAGUGCGCCUUUGCCUUCUUCUCUCCGGUGGAGAUGCCGGGGGAGCCUACAAAUCCCAAGGAGGCUUGGGAGGGCCCCAAUGGGAAGGAGUGGAAGAAGGCCUCAGAUGAAGAAAUGGGGAGCAUCAUCGAGAACGACACGUUUGACUUGGUAGCAGCUGGAGAGAGAGUGGCCAAGUACCUUGGCCAAACAGCAACUGUUGGACUGCAAUACUCCGCGGCGGCACAAAGGCGUCAAAAGGGGGCGGAUGGAGUCGAACCCGGGAGGCUCUUUCUCACCGCCUUCUCUGAUGCAUCUUGGGCAUCAGAACCAGAGGACAUGACAAGUGUGGGAGGCUUCAUCUGCUGUGUUGGUGGAGGCCCAACAGCUUGGGAGAGCAAGAAGCAAGUGGACCAAGCAUUGAGCUCGGUGGAGUCCGAGUACAUGGCACUCUUCCGUGCCAUAAGAGAGGUUGUGUGGCAGCGGCGUUUGCUAGCUGAAUUGGGGGAGGAGCAGCAAGGACCAACCCCACUCUACUGUGAUAGCCAAGGUGCUAUUGCAUUGGCUAAGAACCCGGUUCUUCAUGGCCUUACCAAGCACAUGAAGGUGAAUUUGUACUCCUAAGACUAUAGUGGCUGCUAUACCUCCUGCCAGUCAAACCGCCAUAGCGUCGUCAAAUCUUCAUGGAAUUUCAUGAUUCAACUUGCUGCUCAUAGACGACAGCAACGCACUCCAGAUCCAACUUACAGAUCA